Messenger RNA from Trichoplusia ni (cabbage looper), 835 nucleotides. RefSeq lists its product as uncharacterized. The transcript has 3 exons. NCBI's taxonomy places the organism in Eukaryota, Metazoa, Arthropoda, Insecta, Lepidoptera, Noctuidae. The record is from RefSeq and is a predicted model, not a curated record. Bases 1 to 798 code for a protein of 265 amino acids.
AUGUUGGAAGAAUUUUUUUUUCCUUUUCAGAAUGGUCUUCAUUCCUCAGUAUUCAAUAGAGAAUCCUUAGGCAUUAUAUCACAGCUAUUAAGGAAAGAUUCUCGAGAUCCACUAAUUGUUUUCGUUGACACUUCAAAGAAUAUAAGGACUUUUGAGGAUGAUAAUUUCUAUGGAGAUAGCAACUCAGCCGGCGAAGUCGAUGAAUCUGGAGAAUACAAUGUCAACCCGGAGAAAGUCAAAGAAAAAUACGACGCAGUACUGUACAACGUACUAAGGACAAGCAAUGUUAUAACCGACGCUUCAGGCGAUACAACUUCCUAUCAUUACCAUAAGUAUGAUCGCAAAGAAACUAAACGAAAGGCAAUCGAAAAGUUGAUCCGCGACCGAUGUCAAGCUAAAGUGGUAUGUACAGAAAAAUGUUCAGCGGAAAAUACUUUAAGAAAAAGAUACUGCCAAAAGAGUUGCAAAGCUGUGUUCGAUCAUCUGGUCAAGUGUCCUCCACCGGGUAAUGAGAAAAAGAAGAAAAAGCCACCGCCACCACCGCCUAAAGACUCCUGCGGAAGUGAUUCCUGUGCAUCGAAAAAUUCUUGCGAUGACGACUCUUGCAAGCCUAAAGAUUCUUGCGAAGACGACUCUUGCAAGUCUAAAGACUCAUGCGACGAAGACUCUUGCAAACCAAAGAACUCUUGCGACGAGGAUUCUUGCAAGCCAAAAGAUUCGUGCGAAGCAAGCGACUCCUGUAACCAGACUACCCCCAAGAAAAAAGGAAAGACUUGUCCGCCAAGUUGGAGAAAAUAAAAAGAUGUUAUGUCAUUGCUGUUGUUAUUAAUUUGCA